AUGUCGAGCCAGAAGUCAGGACAGAGCAGAGAGGUACAGAGCUCCCUAACGCCAGAAGAGAGUCCUGCCAGUUUUAUACAUGUCAAAUUGGAGGAGUAUGAGCCUGCAGACUUCAGCACCAAGGAUCUCAUCCUAAAGAAAGCCAGAGAGGUCUGCACUCGCAAUCGUCAAACCAUCUUCUGUCAGCUGUUCCCAGUGCUGGAAUGGCUUCCCCGUUACAACAUCAAGACGCAGUUGCUUGGGGAUGUCAUAUCUGGGCUCCUGGUGGGGAUAGUUGCCAUUCCUCAGUCCAUCUCUUACUCCCUCUUAGCCAACCAGGAUGCCAUCUACGGACUCUACACCAACUUCUUCUGCAGUAUCAUCUACUUCUCUAUGGCCACAUCGCGCCAUAACUUCGUGGGCUCCUUUGGUGUCCUGUGCCUGAUGAUUGGGCAGUCUGUGAACCGGCACCUCCAGCAAGCAGGGUACAGCGAUGACGACACUAACUCUUCACUGGUGAACAACUCCACUUCCUUCAGUAACGGGACAGCUGCCUGUGACAAGAGCUGCUACGCUAUCACUGUGGCCCUUACCUUAAGCUUUCUGGUUGGUCUUUACCAGAUCCUGCUGGGGUUUUUACACCUGGGUUUUGUGGCUGUCUACUUGUCAGAACCUCUCCUCAGUGGCUUUGUGACUGGCUCCAGCCUUACCAUAAUCACCUCCCAGAUGAAGUAUCUCCUGGGACUGAGUAUACCUAGUCACAACGGAGUGGGGUCCUCCAUCCUGACGUGGAUUGACAUCUUCAGAUACAUCCAGAACACCAACAUCUGUGACCUGGUCACCAGCCUGGUUGCUUUGGCCAUCAUAGUGCCUGUCAAAGACAUCAAUGACCGGUAUAAGGAGAAGAUGAAGGCCCCGUUCCCCAUAGAGCUGCUGGUGGUCAUUGUAGCCACUAUAAUAUCUUACUACUUUAACUUUGAAGAACGAUACGAGUCUGCUGUUUGUGGGAGUAUCCCCACCGGUUUCAGGAAACCCACUCUACCAGAUACAAGCCUGUUUUCCAGCCUGGCAGUUGAUGCUGUGCCCAUUGCUGUUAUUGGCUUUACCAUGACUGUCUCCCUGGCAGAAAUCUUCGGCAAAAAGCAUGGCUACGCUGUCCGUGCCAACCAAGAGAUGAUUGCCAUUGGCAUGUGCAACUUCAUCUCUUCUUUCUUCUACUGCUUUGCCAGCUCUGCAGCCCUGACCAAGACUCUGCUGAAGGAGUCCACGGGGACCCAGACCCAGAUCUCCAGCCUGAUCACCUCCCUGGUGCUGCUGCUAGUGCUGCUGUGGAUCGCCCCACUCUUCUACUCACUGCAGACCUGCAUCCUGGGAGUGGUCACCAUUGUCAACCUGCGGGGGGGCUUGAGGAAGUUCCGUGACAUUCGCCGCAUGUGGCAGCUCAGCAAGCUGGACACGGUGGUGUGGUGGACAACCAUGCUGUCCUCCACGCUGAUCACCACAGAGAUCGGGCUCCUUGUGGGCGUCUGCUUCGCUCUGCUCUGCAUCAUCUUCCGCACUCAGAGACCCAGGGCCACGCUCCUGGGCAAGGUCAGCAACACGGAAAUCUAUGAGGACCAGUCCACUUACAGGCAGCUCAGCAGUAUUGCCAACAUCAAAAUCUUCCGCUUCGAGUCAUCCCUCUACUAUGCCAACAAGGACUAUUUCAAGACUGUUCUCUACCAGAAAACUGGGGUAAAUCCUAUCCUGCUGCGUGCUAUGCAACAAAGGGUGGAGGCCCAGGCAGACGCAGACACAGGCAACAGCAAGAGCUUUUUCAGCGCCAGGUUUGACUGUCUGAAACCUGCCAAGGAAAGAACUGAGAAGCCUCCAGCAGAUGCCUGUCUUCCCUCCAUAGAUCUACACACCUUAAUCCUUGACUGUGGGGCAAUGCAGUUCAUAGAUACUGGGGGUCUCUCUGCACUGAAGGAGAUACAUCAUGACUACAAGGAGAUUGGUGUCCAGGUGCUCCUGGCCAACUGCAACCCUUCCAUCCGCCACCGGCUCCGGAAGGGAGGUUGGGCUGGCAAGACAGACAGCAGUGGUCAGCUGGCUUUCCACAGCAUCCACGAUGCAGUGCAGUUUGCUGAACGGUCGUACCAUGUGCAGCAGGAUGAGAGCGAGGACAAAAAGGAUGCUCUCCUGGACUCUGAAGACCAGGACUUCCAGGCGUAUUUGUAG
Molecule: messenger RNA, 2199 nt
Organism: Tauraco erythrolophus (red-crested turaco)
Lineage: Eukaryota; Metazoa; Chordata; Aves; Musophagiformes; Musophagidae
Product: sulfate transporter-like
Biological process (GO): transmembrane transport
Cellular component (GO): membrane
Source: RefSeq, a predicted model, not a curated record